This is a messenger RNA of Bradysia coprophila, 2101 nucleotides long. RefSeq lists its product as uncharacterized. Gene Ontology annotation, biological process: regulation of transcription by RNA polymerase II. Gene Ontology annotation, molecular function: DNA-binding transcription factor activity, RNA polymerase II-specific; RNA polymerase II transcription regulatory region sequence-specific DNA binding. Lineage: Eukaryota; Metazoa; Arthropoda; Insecta; Diptera; Sciaridae. The record is from RefSeq and is a predicted model, not a curated record. Gene Ontology annotation, cellular component: nucleus.
AAUGCAUCACACAUUAUUGUUGUUGUUUACGUUUGUUAUUUCAAUCAGACUUGACUUGUUACGUGUGGUCUGUUCUCGAUAAUUGUUGAUUUAUUCUUUGAGGACAACCUGUCGAGAGAGUAAGAACUCCGUUCAAUAAAACCGUUCGAACAUAUUUGGGCGGUAAAAUAAAUUUGCUAUUUGAUGUGGUUCAAAGAAAGGUUAAAGUGAAAUUACUCAACAUUAAUUUGAUGUGAUACGUUCCCUGAAUCAUGAACAGAAAGCUGGAUGCAUAUCUACUCUCGAAAAGUUUAAUAACAAUUGGUUCCGGCAAGCUUGCUAAAACAUUCGGAAAUGGUAUCAAGAAGUCAACAUCAUCGGUAAAGCAACAUUCACCGCAACGCAAAUCAGGUGAAAUCUUUCGCUGCGAAAAUGGCAAAUUUUCAUUUUCAUGCACAAUCUGUGAUGCGGUUUGUGAAACUUGUCCGGGUAUCGUGGAUCACAUUAAUUCUCAUUUUGAGCAGACUUUGGGUACCGUUGCAGAUAUCGGAAUGUCUGAUUCGCCAUUAUUAGCUCAACCUGAAUUUAUUUCUACUGGUGAACUCAAAUCUGAAGUGGACGUCAUAGAACCACCAAAUACUUCCAAUGGUAUUUCGCACAAGGUUCGCAAUAUGAAAUUCCAGCCGAAAUUUACAAAUGGAUCCAGUUGCUCAAAAAGUAUUAAACAAACGGAUGAAUCAAAUCCAACCACACGAGUCGUCAGAAUAAUUAAGCGAAAGCGUAAGGAAAUUAGGGACGCUGCAGGUGAAGUAUUGAACUCAGCAGUAACAACUAAACUCGUUCAACGAGGUGAAAUCAGUGAAACCAAAUACAGUGUCGAUGAAGAAUUGAAUUCAGAACCAUCGACAAAAAUCAUCCGAAUUAUCAAACGAAAACGUAGCAAUUUCGAGGACGUUGUGGACGAAGAAUCGAAAUCAGCUCCAACUAUGAAAGUUGUUCACCGAGGACCCAGCGAAAUCAGGUGCACCGGGAAUGAAGAAUCUAACUCAGCUCCUGCCACAAAAAUCGUCAGAAUAGUUAAAAGAAAACGUAGUGAAAAAGGUCACGUUGCGGGUAAAGAUUCAGUCGCAGCUCCAGCAAUAACGAUCACCGAACAAAAAUGUGACGAAAUCAAACACAAUGCCGAUGGAGAAUCUGAUUCAGUUCAAAUGACACUUCCUGCAGAUGAAGACUCAAGUUCAGUGCCAACAAAUAAAAUCGUCAAAGUUGUGAAGCUUAAACGGAUAAAUUUUCUUCCUGGCUCUAAGGCAUGUACAAAAAGCAAAGUAUUAGGCAGUGCUGCAUCAAAAAGUGUUUCACAAAUACCCGAGGACCUCGAAAAAAUGGAAACUUUAACUGAACUUAACAUAGCGGCUGUUGAUACCAAAUCUAAUGAAAGUGCUCUCAACGACACACCAAACCUCAACGAAGCCGACAGACCAGCCCCCAUUCGGUCGAAAAAUCGAUCCUGUUGUUAUCAGUGCGAAAUGGAACCAAGAAUUUAUGAGCCAUCCGAUCCUAGGCGGCACAUUUGCCUCUUUUGUCCGAUUUGGUUUCCCAAUCAUAUUGAUUUCGAGAAUCACGUUCAGACAGUACACAGCAAGGAUCCGAAUUACGUGGUGUGUAAGGAAUUCUAUUGCUAUGUUUGUGAAAAACGUUUCGAUUUUCGAGCAUAUUUGAGCGGACAUAUGAAAAUGCACAAGGAAACGGCCGACUUUCUAUGUGCCACUUGCGGGAGUAGCUUUAAGACGAAAAGCCGAUUAACGGAACACAUGAAAAAACACGAAGAUCAAACUUACAUAUGUGACGAGUGUGGCAAAGUAUUCAAACAAUUCGCUCGACUGAGGAAACAUCUAUGGUGCCAUAAUACCAAUUUAUCGUUUGUCUGUGACAUUUGCACGAAAGCAUUCAAAAUGAAACGGUAUUUGGAUCUGCAUAUGGCCGUACACAAAGAAGCAACAAUUAAUUGUAGAUACUGUGAUGCUACGUUUCAUUUUAAUUCGGUGCGAAGAGCACAUGAAAAGAGUCGACACAGUGUGAUUUAGAUUUAGGCUGUAAAUACAAAAUGUUCGUAUGAAUACAA